Messenger RNA from Penicillium salamii, 1647 nucleotides. NCBI's taxonomy places the organism in Eukaryota, Fungi, Ascomycota, Eurotiomycetes, Eurotiales, Aspergillaceae. The record is from the annotation of a GenBank genome assembly.
AUGGCCGACGUUGCAGAGAAGACGGCGGGCUACUAUGCCCCCGAAAAGGAGGUGCCGCCCUCCCCCGUGCACACCAAUGAUGGACCGGUGGAUGGGGAGUUGGUCAACGCCUCAGGACAUCGUCAGGAACUCGAGCGAAACUUCAGCCUGCUCAGUAUUUGCGCCGUCGCAGUGACAACUGGAAACACCUGGAUCGCUCAAGGUGGAAGUGUCACUACCGCCCUCUAUAACGGUGGACUGGCCGGAACCAUUUAUGAAUUUAUUGUUGUGUCUGUCUGCUACUGGCUGGUGGCGGCGUCCAUUGCAGAACUCGCCUCUGGCAUGCCCUCGGCCAGUGGUGUUUACCACUGGGCUACUAUCACUGCCGGACCCAAGUACGGUCGCGUGUGUGGAUUCUACGCCGGAUGGUGGAACUGCCUGGCAUGGAUUCUCGGUGCUGCCUCGAUGUCUCUGAUUCUAGGUCAGCAGACCGUGGCCAUGUACGCUGUCAUGCAUCCCGGCUUCAUCCCUUCAAACUGGAACAUCUUCAUUAGCUUCCUCCUCUGCACCUGGACAUGUUGCGCUAUCGUUCUCUUCAUGAACCGCUUUUUGCCAUACAUCGGCAAUCUGGGCAUGUUCUUCAUUCUCGCCGGUGUGUUCAUUACCAUCGUUGUGUGUGCCGUGAUGCCCUACGUCAACGGUACUGGCUAUGCGUCCAAUGAAACCAUCUGGGCCAACUUUGACAACCAGACCGGCUACAAAUCAAACGGCUUCGUGUUUGUCGCCGGUAUGCUUAACGGUGCUUACAGUGUCGGCACUCCUGAUUGUUCAUCUCACUUGGCUGAGGAGAUCCCUAAGUCAGUAUUCCUCCCCUUGCACUCAUCUCUGCUCAAUACUGACCGAAACCACAGGCCCAGUCGUAAUAUUCCUAAGGCCGUCCUUGCCCAGAUGGCUGUCGGUUUCGUCACUGGUAUCUGCUACAUGGUCGCCAUCUUCUACUCUAUCAAUGACGUCGACGCCGUGCGAAACACCGCUCUUUUCCCCUUGGCUGAGAUCUACCACCAAGCGACCAACUCCCGUGGUGGUGCGCUGGGUCUCCUCAUUGUCGCUUUCCUGCCCACUUUGAUCACUGCAUCCGGCUGCUACAUCACCGCCGGUCGCACCCUGUGGACAAUUUCCCGUGACAAUGCCACCCCCUUCUCCGGUUGGCUCGGAAAGAUUCAUCCUCGAUUCCACAACCCCUUCAACGCCACCCUGGUCUGCGGUGGCUGUAUCACUAUCCUGGCAUGUAUCUAUAUGGGCUCAACCACCGCGUUCAGUGCCUUCGUGGGAUGUUUCGUGCAGCUGUCCAGUCUGUCCUACUUCAUGGCCAUCUUCCCCCAUGUCUUGACUCGGCGCUCAUCCUUCGUUCCUGGAUGGUUCUUCAUGAACAACACUGUCGGCUACGUUGUCAACUCUCUCGCUUGCACUUACAUCAUUGCCUUCGCCAUCAUCUUCUGUUUCCCUUACUCUCUGCCUACCGAUGCCGGUUCAAUGAACUACGCCAGUCUGAUGACUGGUGGUCUGUCCAUCUUCGUCACUGUCUGGUGGUUCAUCCACCAGAAGUCGUACGAGGGCCCAAAGCAUGUCCCCUUGACCGACAAGGCUUUGGCCGAUGAUGCGCGGUAA